Molecule: messenger RNA, 3020 nt
Organism: Pungitius pungitius (ninespine stickleback)
Lineage: Eukaryota; Metazoa; Chordata; Actinopteri; Perciformes; Gasterosteidae
Product: sodium- and chloride-dependent transporter XTRP3-like
Exons: 11
Coding region: 145-1926 (593 amino acids)
Biological process (GO): sodium ion transmembrane transport
Cellular component (GO): plasma membrane
Molecular function (GO): L-proline transmembrane transporter activity
Source: RefSeq, a predicted model, not a curated record
CGCGCAGCUCCCACGCACACGCCGCGCACCGAUCCACUUUGUUUUUAUUGGCCCCUCCAGCCCCCUGCAGACACACACACACACACACACACACGCCGCUGUCCCCGCCACCUGUAGUCCGGACGCGUUCUCAGGACGCAGAAGAUGGGGAAGGAAGCCAGACCCAACUGGGACAGCCCGGUCCAGUUCGUCCUGGCAUGCGUGUCGUACGCGGUGGGACUGGGAAACGUGUGGCGGUUUCCGUACCUCUGUCAAAUGCACGGUGGAGGGGGCUUCUUGAUUCCAUAUUUGAUCAUGCUGAUUCUGGAGGGUAUCCCCUUAUUUUACUUGGAGCUUGCCAUUGGUCAGAAGAUGAGCUUGGGCAGCAUCGGGGCGUGGAGCGCCAUCAGCCCUUAUUUGGGAGGAGUAGGUCUUGCUAGUGUUGUGACGUCCCUGUAUCUGUGUCUCUAUUACAACAUCAUCAAUGCAUGGAGUUUCUGGUACCUCUUUCAUUCAUUUCAAUCAGUCCUGCCCUGGGCAGAGUGCCCCCUCAAUACCAAUAAGACAGGACCGUUAGAGGAGUGUGAGAAGGGGACACCCACCCAGUACUUCUUCUACAGGGAGACACUGAACAUCUCUCCUUCGAUUGAGGAGCAUGGAGGCAUUCAUACAGGCCAGGCAAUGUGCCUGGUGCUGGCCUGGGUGCUUACCUACCUGUUCAUUGUCCGAGGAGUGAAGUCAACAGGAAAGGUGGUGUAUUUCACCGCCUUAUUUCCGUAUGUGGUCCUCUUCAUUUACCUCAUUCGGGGCUUCACUCUGCAUGGGGCCCUCAACGGUGUGGCAUACAUGUUCACACCAAAGUUGGAACAGCUCGCCAACCCCACUACGUGGAUCAACGCGGCCACUCAGAUCUUCUUCUCUCUGGGCCUGGGUUUUGGGACGCUCAUAGCGUUUGCCAGCUACAACCAGUACAACAACAAUUUUGAGCGACAAGCCAUCAUUGUUUCCCUCAUCAACUGUGGGACAUCCAUUUUUGCCAGCAUCGUCACCUUCGCCAUCUACGGGUUCAAGGCCACCGUCAACUACGAGAACUGCUUGGAGAGGACCCGUUUACUGCUGCUGAAUACAUUUGACCAAGCAGAGGACAGCAUCAAUAUGGACAAUGUCUUUGAGUGGAUUGAGAGGCUGAACUCAACAUUCCCAGAGCAGUUUGCUGGAAUCGCUAACAGACUGGAAGGCUGCAACCUGGAGAAGGAACUCGACACUGCGGUGGAGGGGACGGGUCUGGCCUUCAUUGUGUACAGCGAGGCCAUCAAGAACAUGCCCGUGUCUCAGCUGUGGUCGGUGCUGUACUUCGUCAUGCUCCUGCUGCUGGGGAUGGGAAGCAUGCUGGGCAACGUCACCGCCAUCAUCACCCCGCUGCGGGACUUCAAGUGUGUGUCCAAACUCAGCGACGAGUUGUUAAACGGUGUAGUGUGUGUCCUCUGCCUGCUGCUCGGCCUGGGCUUCACCACCACCUCGGGGAAUUACUGGUUCACCAUGUUCAACGACUACGGAGCCAACUUCUCCCUGCUCUUCAUCGUCCUCGUCGAGGUCCUGGCCGUCAGUUACAUCUAUGGGAUCAAAAGGUUUGAAAAAGAUAUUGAAGACAUGCUGGGUCAUCGUCCCAACUGGUACUGGAAGAUCAUGUGGGGGGGCGUCAGUCCCUUUCUCCUUAUCGCCCUCUUCAUCGUCUACAUAGUCAACUACAUCCGAGGAGGAACCCCCACCUACCAAGCAUGGAACAAAGAGCUGGGCAAGUCAGUGGUGAUGGAGUACCCCGUCUUCGCUCAGGUCUUCAUCGGGCUCCUGCUGGUGUCGUCGAUCAGCUGUAUCCCCCUCACGGCUCUAUACGUCUACUGCGAGAAGAGGAAAAAUGGACGCCGCCUCAACACGGUGUCUACUUGACAAACCCCGGGGGGGGGAAAGACCUCCCGCCAUCACCCGCCUUCGUAGACACUUCUAUACUCACACGGCGCCCCCCCCCCUUUGGUGUUGGCUGUGUUUGUGAAGUUGAAGAAGAAACGGUGUAAGGCAAGAGGCAGAGACACUGAUCAUUUUGUGUUGAAUAUAUUCCUGCACGGCUUCCAUCAGUAUUAAACUUCUGAGCCAGAUUCCAAUCAACACUUUAAAAGAGAAGUUCAAGUUGUAUUUACAUCAGAUUGCAGUUUCUUUGAUUGCCAUUUGGUAACUUUUAGAACAAAUGUAGUACAGUAUAAAAAGUCAUAAUGUGAUGAAUGUCGGACGACACGUGGCUCACUCAGUGGGUUGUGUGUGUGUGUGUGUGUGUGACGGCUGACUGCAAAGAUGUCUUAAAAAUGUCUUCCUAUUCAGCCACAGAUAUUACUGACCAAAUGGAGCUAAUUCACAGUCACAUGAAGCUUGUUUGUAGCAAUGCUCACUCCCAAACAAGUCCAGCAAUAAGAUUAAAGAAUGUUCAGCCAUUAGUAACCUUUGUAAUCUUUAUUAAAGUGAGUCAGUAUUGUAUAAGUAGGAAAGAUUGGGCCCUUUAUAUAACUACAACCAAAGUAGCACCUGUUAGAUUUAAUAAUAACCUGUUUUGUCAACUAAUAAUAUUGUGUAGCAAGUUUUCUGGUGAACAGAUUUAUACACGUGCCACAAAUGGCCUGUUUCUUUUGGACAAGUGGUCUUGAAAGGGCUGGAAAUGCUAUGAUACCUUAUCUUUAAUGUGUGUUUAACACAUACAGUCAAGCUUAAAGAAAGAGUUCUCUUGCACAGCCUCACACACAUGAAAUGUGUACAUAGUGUAGAUCAUUGUGGCAUCUAAAGGUCUAAUGAUUAAAAUGUAUGAAUUUACUUUAUUGUGUUACUGACUCAAUUAGAUGUUUGUACCAGUCUGUCAUACACAAGGAAAUAACACGUUUGAUGUCAAUUCAAAUCAGAAGUUUCCAUAUUACAUGUAAUGAGUAGUAUCCUAAACAUGUUUAUUUUGUCCUUAAUUUUAAUGUUUUUUUAUUAAAGACAAAUGUUUAUAUCAAUAA